Messenger RNA from Daucus carota subsp. sativus, 1607 nucleotides. Its product is annotated as polygalacturonase QRT3. The transcript is spliced from 3 exons. Lineage: Eukaryota; Viridiplantae; Streptophyta; Magnoliopsida; Apiales; Apiaceae. The record is from RefSeq and is a predicted model, not a curated record. Bases 1 to 1497 code for a protein of 498 amino acids. Gene Ontology annotation, molecular function: polygalacturonase activity.
AUGAGAAUAUCUUCAGUAGUUUACAUCUUUGUCAUGUUUCUGUUUGUAAACCAAGCAUCGUGUAAGUUUCACAAACAGAAGAAAUUAUAUGAUUUCGAAACCAAGCUGCUUCGCAAGACCUCAGGAGGCGCAGCAGCAGCUCCAUUGCCUAGCCAGGAUUCCUCCUUUUCGAUGCCUUCAAGCGCCCCAAAGAGUGUUGGCAGAGUGUUUUACCCUAUAGGAUACGGAGCUGACCCGAGUGGGGAGCAAGAUAGCAGCGAUGCAAUACUUGAAGCAAUGGAAGAUGCAGUGAGGAGUGAUAAACAAGGACUGGAACUAAUGCCUGGAAUUACAGACAUGGGAGGUGUUGUUAUUGACUUGCAAGGUGCUAGUUUCAAGAUCAAUAGACCAAUUAGGGUCCCUGCCUUUACUGGCAAUCUCGUGAUUCAAGGAGGAACAUUUCGCGCAUCAGAGUCAUUUCCAACUGAUCGCCAUCUAGUUGAGCUUUGGUCUCCAAACUCAAUAAAACUUGACAGUACAGAGAUUGCUCAACUUGAUGGAUUUUCUGACCAGAAAGUCCAAACUCAUGGAAUAUACUAUGAGGCCAUUACUUUUAGAGACAUUCUCUUCGAUUCAGCUUUCCGAGGAGGAGGCCUUUUUGUGGUUGAUUCAGCUAGAAUCCGAAUAGUAGAUUGCUUCUUUCUCCACUUCAUGACACAAGGCAUUCUGGUACAAAAAGGGCAUGAAACUUUCAUUUCUACUUGUUUUCUAGGUGAACAUCCUACAGUUGGGGGUGAUAGACGUGAACGCGAUUUCUCAGGCACAGCCAUUGAUCUUGCUAGCAAUGACAAUGCAGUCACUGACGUCGCCAUUUUCUCAGCAGCCAUUGGAAUUACUCUAAGAGGCCAAGCUAAUAUUGUCACAGGUGUACAUUGCUAUAACAAAGCUACAUAUUUUGGCGGUGUGGGGAUUUUGGUUAAGGCAGGACAGACUAGAAUUGAUAAUUCUUACUUGGAUUACAAUUCUAUAAUCAUUGAAGACCCUUCUCAAGUUCAUGUCACUAAUGGAUUCUUCCUUGGAGAAGGAAACGUUGUGCUCAAAGCGAUUAAAGGUCGGAUAUCUGGAUUGACUGUUGUCAACAAUAUGUUCACAGGGAAUGCAAAAAGUGCAAAACCAACCAUUUGUUUAGAUGGGAAGUUUACAAAGAUUGAUCAAGUUGUGAUUGAUCACAACAAUGUGAAUGGAAUGAAACUGAAAUCGACGGUUGGGAAGAUGGUUGUGGCUGGAAAGGGGGCAAAAUGGACGGCAGAUUUCUCCUCACUCUUGGUAUUUCCAGAUCAAAUAAAUCAUGUUCAGUACUCAGUUUAUCAGGGACCAAGAGAAGUUUCUACAGGGCAUGCAUUGACAAAGAUUUCGAAAAAUGCUGUGGUUGUUGAAAGUGAAAAGGAGAUUGAAGGGGUUGUUUCUAUUGUAGUUGAUCAGUAUAGCCUGGAUGGAGAACAAUACUUAUUCAUGUAGAUUGCAGGAAUUAUUUAUUCUUGGACACAAAGAAGCCAGAUAGACAGAUUUUCUAGGAUGGUAUUAUUGUUCGAUUUCAAUUUCAGUAUAAAACCACACCGAUGACUAGA